Messenger RNA from Pseudoliparis swirei, 550 nucleotides. RefSeq names its product visual system homeobox 2 (gene vsx2). Lineage: Eukaryota; Metazoa; Chordata; Actinopteri; Perciformes; Liparidae. The transcript is spliced from 2 exons. The record is from RefSeq and is a predicted model, not a curated record. Bases 77 to 550 code for a protein of 157 amino acids.
CGACCAUGCGCUGAGGACCUUUUUGUGAGACGGUAUCAUAAGAAAUAGGCUUUUUAAAGUCCCAUCCGAAGACACCAUGACGGGGAAAGAAGGCGCCGUGCUGUCGGAAAGUUUACAGGUAUCGGAGCAAACCUCUCUUGGUGCAAAUGGAGGGAGUAACAGCCACCAGCCGAAGAACAGCGCGACCCAUCCGCCUCCCAGAUGCACCGGCUUCGGCAUCCAGGAGAUCCUGGGGCUGAAUAAGGAGCCGUCCGCGGCCCUGAGGAGCCCGCUGAGCUCGCUGCCGGCCGCGGCGCACCUCAUCGCCGCUCGGUCCUUCCUGGGCCCCGCCGGCAUGGGACUAAUCGACCCUUUGAAGAAGCUGCUGCUGCCUCCAGUGAAGAAGUGGCUGCUACCUCCAGUGAAGAAGCUGCUGCUGCCACCAGUGAAGAAGUGGCUGCUACCAGUGAAGCUGCUGCUGCUGCUGACCAUGAAGCAGCUGCUGCCGCCAGUGAAGAAGUUGGGAAAUCAGGAUCUGACUGAGGUCGAAACAACAGAUUCUGAUGAAUAG